Salvia miltiorrhiza (redroot sage) is the source of this 1715-nucleotide messenger RNA. RefSeq names its product homeobox-leucine zipper protein HAT5-like. Gene Ontology annotation, cellular component: nucleus. Lineage: Eukaryota; Viridiplantae; Streptophyta; Magnoliopsida; Lamiales; Lamiaceae. Gene Ontology annotation, biological process: positive regulation of DNA-templated transcription. Gene Ontology annotation, molecular function: DNA-binding transcription factor activity, RNA polymerase II-specific; sequence-specific DNA binding. The transcript has 3 exons. The record is from RefSeq and is a predicted model, not a curated record. The coding region runs from base 551 to 1501 and encodes 316 amino acids.
UGGUGCAAUUAUAUUUGGUAGAGAGGAUCCAUUUGGCCUUUCCCCCCACCUGAACAUGAAAUUGUAUUUGCACCCAAAAGAAUCUCUCUUACCUCACCUAUUAUUCAUUUCUCCUCCGAAUUCACCACAUGCUACCAAAUUCGCAUCCAGAAAUAGCCAAUAAUUUACGCACACCUUUUCACUCUUUUUCCUCCACCUUCUUCUUCUUCUUCUCCUGCACAGAGCUAUCCCACUACUCCAUCACGGAAAAAAGCACGCACAACACACACUACUCCGCCUGAGGAAAAGGUGUGGGCGGAGAAAGAGAUGAUGGGUGUGAUGAGCAACCGCUGUUCCCACACUUCCCAUAUCACGGCAAUCAUCAUCACCAGCUUCUUCCGCCAUAAAUUCUGAAAAUUUUACGUAUUCUGCUGCCCAAACAUAUUCAGAGAGAGAAGGAGCUGCAGUCCCGCGAAAAAUGUCGGAUUCUUGAAUUCUGUAGUUUAUUUUUGUUGUCACUGCUCGAAAAAAAAUAAAAAAGAAACUUUUUUCAGUUGUUGUUGUUGUGUGAAUGGCCGGUCGUGAAUUUGCAAACAGCGGCGGCGGCGCUCUGGAUCUGAGUAAGAAGAUGAAAACUUGUGGCCAUGAUCGGCCUCUGGAUUCUGUGUUUGCGUCUGCUCCUUCAAAUUCCUUUCUUGGGCCGGGGGCGAUGGUAAGUUUUGGAGCUGUUGGUAGGGAUAACAGCUCAGGAAACUCGUUUUAUCAGUCGUUUGAGAUGCAGGAGAAUGGGGAAGAAUACUUGGACGACUAUUUUAGUCAACCGGAGAAGAAAAGGAGGCUCUCUGUAGAUCAAGUCCAGUUUCUUGAGAGAAGUUUUGAGGUUGAGAAUAAACUUGAACCGGAUAGGAAACUUCAACUGGCAAACGAGCUUGGUCUGCAGCCUCGUCAAAUUGCAGUGUGGUUCCAGAACCGCAGGGCUCGUUGCAAGACGAAGCAUCUUGAAACAGAAUACGAGACGUUGCAUUCAAGCUACAAGAGCUUGAAAAUGGACUAUGAUUACCUCGUCAAGGAGAAUGAGAAGCUAAAAGCUGAGGUUCUUCACCUCAAACACGAUGGGACUGCUCAAGAUGUGGAGCACGCAAGCUCAGGAGAAUCGGACACUAAAGAACUAUCUGAAGCAAUCCCAGUUUCUACUGAUGAAGAAGAUCAUAAAGUUUCUGUGUCGACUUCUAAGAAUGACGAGCAAAGCUCAACAAAAAGUGACGUGACCAAUGAAGACAGCCCCCGGUUGACAGACGGGAUUCAUCAUCCUCUGUUUGUGAAAUCAGGUGAGUCUCCCCAUGACUUUGAUCCCAGUCAGUCUGUUUUAUCGCUUCAUGGAGAAGAUUGCUUGAACGAGGAAAUGCUACAACGUGCUUAUGUCUUUCCUAAGAUUGAAGAUGCCUAUUGUCACCCUCAUGCAACUUCAUGUGGCUAUGGAUUUUCUGUUGAAGACCAUGCCUUCAAUUUCUGGUCUUAUUAAGUUCUUGCCGUGUAUUUCUAUGAUCUUUUUGAAUUUUUUCCGUAUUCUUGCUUUGAGUAUUUUCUAGGUAAUAAGUGACUGCUGCAACAAAUCCCAGCUCCCCCAAUCGUAGCCGGGCCAUGUCUAAAUGGUCUUCUGUGAAGUAGUCUUGUUUCAAGAUUUUGUUCUUCUAUAUGUAUCAUAUUUUAGUUGAAAAAUAUGUGAAUUAUGUUGA